Molecule: messenger RNA, 3475 nt
Organism: Maniola jurtina (meadow brown)
Lineage: Eukaryota; Metazoa; Arthropoda; Insecta; Lepidoptera; Nymphalidae
Gene: ValRS
Product: valine--tRNA ligase
Exons: 19
Coding region: 112-3306 (1064 amino acids)
Biological process (GO): valyl-tRNA aminoacylation
Cellular component (GO): cytosol
Molecular function (GO): valine-tRNA ligase activity; aminoacyl-tRNA deacylase activity; ATP binding
Source: RefSeq, a predicted model, not a curated record
CGGUGAUCUGUGAUCAAAUUCCACAUCGCUGAUCGAAUCACGAACCACCGUGUGUUCGAAUUGUUAAAUUAAUGUGAUUAUCUUGCGAAUAUAUCGUAGAAUUCAUAAAAGAUGACAGACAACGAGCCUCAAAAUGAUCCAGCGGGAGACCAGCCGCAAGAAAAGUCCGCGAAGCAACUGGAGAAAGAAGCAAAAAAAGCGGCCAAAUUGGAGAAACUAAAGGCAAAGCUGGAUAAAAAGAGCACUACGCCAGCUGUCCAAAAAGAUAAACCUGAGAAAAAAGUCAAGGAGAUCAAAGAGAGUGCAGUGUACACAGCCAACACUGCUGCAGGAGAGAAGAAGGAUAUCUCCGGGACUAUGCCUGAUGCAUAUAGCCCACUCUAUGUGGAGGCCGCCUGGUAUGCUUGGUGGGAGAAACAAGGGUUCUUCAAACCUGAGUAUGGAAGAAAAUCAGUUUUGGAGCCAAAUCCCAAGGGAAGUUUUGUGAUGGUGAUCCCUCCACCAAAUGUCACUGGCACACUACAUCUUGGCCAUGCCCUUACCAAUGCUGUGGAAGAUGCCAUCACCAGGUGGCACAGAAUGCACGGCCGCACCACACUGUGGAACCCAGGUUGUGACCAUGCGGGUAUAGCCACACAGGUUGUGGUGGAGAAGAAGCUGUGGAGAGAAGAGAAGAAAACACGCCACGAACUGGGAAGAGAGGAGUUUAUUAAGCGAGUAUGGGAUUGGAAGAAUGAAAAAGGCGACAGAAUCUACGAACAACUCCGCUCGCUAGGGUCCUCGUUAGACUGGUCGCGCGUACGUUUCACUAUGGACCCGUCGAUGUGUAGAGCCGUCAAUGAGGCUUUCAUUCGUCUCCAUGAUUCUGGUGACAUCUACCGUGCUAACCGACUGGUCAACUGGUCCUGUACCCUGAAGAGUGCCAUCUCGGACAUAGAGGUGGACAAAGUGGACCUGCCUGGACGGACUAUGCUGUCUAUACCUGGCUAUGAUAGCAAGGUGGAAUUCGGUGUGCUAGUGCACUUCGCGUACAGAGUGGAGGAUUCGGACGAGGAGAUAGUGGUGGCCACCACUCGAGUAGAGACCAUGCUCGCGGACGUAGCCGUCGCCGUGCAUCCUGACGAUACCAGGUAUAAGCAUCUCAUUGGAAGGAAUGUGCUGCAUCCAAUAGUGAAGAGAAAACUUCCCAUCAUAGCUGAUGAAUAUGUUGAUAUGAACUUUGGAACUGGCGCCGUGAAAAUGUCGCCGGCACACGAUGUGAACGACUUCGAGAUCGCCAAACGUCACAAAUUGCCGAUGAUCAACAUCUUCGACGACGAGGGCAGGAUGCUGGACAACUGCGGACCGUUCGCCGGUAAGAAACGCUACGACGUUCGUCGCGAAAUUAUCAAGACGCUGGAACAGGCGAAGUCGUACAAAGAGACCAAGGAUCACGCUAUGGUGGUCCCGCUGUGCAGCCGCUCCAAGGACGUUGUAGAACCCAUGCUUAAACCCCAGUGGUACAUUCGAUGCGAUAAUAUGGCGGCUGAAGCGGUAAAAGCCGUCAAAACUGGAGAACUUAAGAUCAUCCCGGCCGUGCACGAGAAGAUCUGGUACCACUGGAUGGAGGGCAUCCGGGACUGGUGCAUCUCACGCCAGCUGUGGUGGGGCCAUCGCAUACCGGCCUACCGCGUCGCUUUACCUGCGACCAAGGAAGUCCGCGAGGUGGUGAAGCCGCACCGGCGCCGCACGCGCAGCGGCCGCAAGAAGCCCGCGCGCAAGACGCGCACGCAACCCGCCGUAACAGAAGAACAAUGGGUAUCGGCUCACAGUGAAGAAGAAGCUCUCUCCAAAGCCGCUAGCAAGUUCGGCGUGGCGCCCGAAGACAUCACGCUCACCAGGGACGACGACGUGCUGGACACAUGGUUCUCUUCCGGCCUGUUCCCCUUUUCCAUAUUCGGAUGGCCGGAUAACACUGAGGACUUGCAGGCAUUUUAUCCUGGAACACUGCUUGAAACUGGUCACGACAUUCUUUUCUUCUGGGUGGCCAGAAUGGUGUUCUUUGGGCAAAAACUACUCGGGAAAUUGCCUUUCAAAGAAAUCUACCUCCAUCCAAUGGUGCGCGACGCCCACGGUCGUAAAAUGUCCAAAUCUCUGGGCAACGUGAUAGACCCGGUGGACGUGGUGCGCGGCAUCACCUUGGAACAGCUGCACGCUCAGCUCGCGGACUCGAACCUGGACCCGCGGGAGAUCGAGAAGGCAAUACAAGGACAGAAGCAGGACUACCCUAAUGGCAUACCUGAGUGUGGCACCGAUGCCCUGAGGUUCGCCCUGUGUGCGAUGACGCAAGGUCGGGACCUCAACCUGGAUAUUCAGAGAGUGCAGGGCUACCGGUUCUUCUGCAACAAGCUGUGGAACGCGGCCAAGUUCGCGCUCAUGUACUUCCCGGCAGAUACUAGCUAUAAGGUGUACGAACCGACUCUGCCCCCAGGUCUAUCGUCAAUCGACCGAUGGAUGCUAUCAAAGGUAGCGCUGGCCGUGCAGAAAGUGGACCAAGGCUUCCAGAGCUACGACUUCCCGUCCGCCACCACGCACUGUUACAACCUGUGGCUUUACGACCUAUGUGAUGUCUAUUUGGAAUAUCUAAAACCAGUGUUCGCUCAAGGCACGGAAGAGGAGAAGUCUGCCGCCCGACGCACUCUGUAUACCACACUGGAGUAUGGACUCAAACUGAUCAGUCCGUUCAUGCCUUUCGUCACUGAAGAGCUGUACCAGAGGCUACCCAGGCAAGACACCAGCUGUCCGUCCAUCUGUAUCGCCGAGUACCCCACUGAGUCAGACACACCCUGGCGAUCUGAAGACUUAGAAGCCAACGUGGAUACCGCGCUCAAGAUAAUACAUCUCAUCCGUUCCACGCGCGCGGAGUACAACCUCGCUCACAAACAGAAGACCCGCGCUCACCUGGUCACCAGCGCACACCAGCUCGAGCUGUGUGAACUAUGCCGCAAGCUGCAGGGACUGGCCAGCAGUGAGCUGAGUGACGAGCCGCCGCCCGCCGGCGCGGCCAUACUCACCGUCAGCGACAGCAUCGAGGUGCAUCUAGUGCUCAAGGGACUGAUAGAUCCGCAAAAGGAGAUCGCAAAACUAGAAAAGAAGAAGGAAACACUAUCUCACACAAUAAGCAAGUUACAACAAGCAAUAUCAAUAGAUGAUUACACAACCAAAGUUCCAUUGGACGUGCAAAAACUAAACUCGGAGAAACUCUCGCAGUCCCAAGGGGAGAUCGAACGGUUGCAAGCCGCGAUAGAAACAUUAAGAGUAAUGUGAUGUACAUAGUAUACUUAUUAGCGAAUAUGUGUACAAUUUUUUACCUCGUCUUUAAGAAAAAUGUUGCAAAUAUCUUUGAAAAUUUAUUUAUGAAAAUCAACAUUAUUAUCAUAACAAAUUAUCUUUUGUGUGGGUUGUACAUAAUAAUGCUGAAAAAUAAGUUUAAUUU